This is a messenger RNA of Mya arenaria, 5055 nucleotides long. Its product is annotated as F-box/LRR-repeat protein 2-like. The record is from RefSeq and is a predicted model, not a curated record. Gene Ontology annotation, molecular function: protein binding. The transcript is spliced from 2 exons. Gene Ontology annotation, cellular component: SCF ubiquitin ligase complex. Gene Ontology annotation, biological process: SCF-dependent proteasomal ubiquitin-dependent protein catabolic process. Lineage: Eukaryota; Metazoa; Mollusca; Bivalvia; Myida; Myidae. Bases 105 to 2009 code for a protein of 634 amino acids.
GUAAACAAAACGUCCUUGAUUUUUGACACUUUAAAAAUCAGCCAAAUAAUUGGCAAAAUGAAAAUAGAGGCUAUUUUCUCGCUGUAAUAAUAUAUCUGACAAUAAUGACAGCGUCACGUUUGCCGGUGGAGGUGGUGACACACAUAAUGCAAUUCCUGUCUGUAUCGGACAGAAAAGAGGCAGCCUUGGUGUGUCAAAAUUGGUACGAGGCUUCACUGGAUCCAAUCCUGCAGCGAGACAUUAUCCUCCAUUUCUACGCUUCUUCAGCUGCUCUUACAAGCAAAGCUAUUCCUUCUCUUUCAAAACGACGACUGCCUCAUCUUGUUUUGAAUGAUUUUGAUUCUUCCCUUAAUGCCAAAGCUGUAGUUUUGAAAUCUUGUGAGCAAUUUGGUGAAAAUCUUAAAAGUUUAUCUCUGAGAGGAAGCGAGUUAACUGAAAAAACAUUUGUUGAGCUUCUGUCCCAUUGUAAGAAUUUGGUCAGCCUGGAUCUUAGUUGCUGCAACACCCUUUUCAUGACAGGCACGCUGUUGGAAAUGAAUGCAGAUAUUCAGCUACUUAAGUCAACUCUUACGAAUGUCGAAGAAGUGAACAUGUCUUCGAUUCGUCACCUUACCGAUGCGACUUUCAACAGAAUUAUGACAGUUUGUGAAAAUGUUGAAAAGGUUUCCUUGAUGUCAGCACCAAUAGUUUUUUCUUCAGAACUUUUUAAGCCAACAAGUUUUCGUUUUGCCAACAGCUCCGUUCUGACAUUCAGGAACAUGAUGGAUUUUGUGAUAACUCAACAAUGUCUGAGGUCGUUGAAUUUAUCACGAACCCAGAUUGAAGAUUCAAACCUAAAAGAGCUUGUAUCUACUCCAGAACUUCAACUUCAAGAGUUAAUUCUUGUUGGCUGUCGGAAUAUCAGCGAUGAAGGGAUUUCAAGUGUAUGCAAAUACCAAACAAGAUUGAGUUUGUUAGACAUAAAGGAAUGCCCUGAUCUUACAAACAGCUCUUUGAUGACAAUUUCAGCUUGCCUUGGACAGUUGAAACACCUGAACAUGCACAAAUGCAAGCAAGUUUCAGACAAAGCCGUCUCAACCAUGACAAAGUUGGAAGAAAUGCAAACCCUUGACCUGUCCGAAUGCCAUUUAGUCUCUUCAAAGGGUCUAAUUGCAGGUUUAUGUGGAGAUUCUAUAAGCCUUUGUCUUACUAGUCUAAAUGUUAGCUGCACUGAAGCAGAUGACAGUUUUGUAGAAAAAGCCUGCAAAAACCUUCCAGCCUUGACAUACCUUGACCUUAGCUCUUGUUUCAAGGUCACAGAUGUCAGUGUCCAUGCUAUCUCCAAAAGUCUGAAACACUUGAGGUAUUUGCGGCUGGCAUUUUGUCAUGAGGUUACAGAUCUUGGUUUGUUGGGCAUCUGUUCUGGGCUCGAUAACAAAGAUUCACAAAUUUACAAAGAUGGCUACGAGCACAAUAUGAACGUCCGAAAGUACCAAUCAACUGUGAUAUUCAAGAAACCAGAAAAGUCUCCAACUGGACCAAAGAAUGGGGAUCCUGAAGGUAAAACCUUCGCCAUCAAACCUUUAGCCUUGAGUAACUUGGCUGGUCUGCGUCACUUAGAUCUGUCUGCUUGCAAAAAACUGAGCGACACAAGUUUGAAACAGGUUCUCAAAUUUCCUGAGCUGCAUUUCCUUGGUCUUGGAAACCUGAAGGAACUAUCUGAUGAUGGUCUAGUAAAGAUUGUAUAUCAGAAUCCCAGCAUAGAAGAGCUAGAUUUGACGCAGUGUAAGAACAUUUCAGAUUUUGCGAUGGACGCUGUAACCAAGCAUCUCCAAAGAUUGAAGCUUCUCAAUGUUAUGGGUUGUGAUCUGAUUACCGACAAGACUCUCGGGUAUAUAAAGAGACAUUGCAAGCGUCUGCGACACCUUGAUGUCUCAUUCUGCGGUGGAAUUUCCCACAAUGCAAUUAAUGAACUAGAAAUAGAAAUGCCAUCGCUUAUUUCUGUUCACAAGCGCAUGAUUGGAUCGUGAAUAAGUAAAGGCUUUACUGUAAGGAAAUACGGUGAAAUGUGCAAAAAAUGUUUCAUGUUGAUUUUGGCACAAACUUGUCAACAAUCAAUCUGUCUAUAACCAAGUUUACCUGUAGUUUUUUUGGUACAGUCUACAUGUACUAGUUGUUAUUAACAUUUAUUUUAAACUGAUACAUUGAUGUACAUGUUUAAUACCAGUUGAACAGAAUGGCAUUUAUGACCUACAUAUAUACCAGGUAUUUUUAUUUGAUUCCUUGUUAUAAUAUUAUAAUUACGUGUUUCAUAAAUAUGUGAGUCCAAAGAAUUUUAUUCUGGGUAUUUUAUUUAGAGAUGUAAAAUUUGGUAUUAUACAAUAUUAUAGUAAAUUGAAUGGUUUAUUUGUUUUGAAUGUACAUAGAAAGUGUCAUUUUAGCUACACACCACUUUAUUACAAAGUUUUAACUAUUUUUGUAUCCAAACCUUGCUUCAACCAAAUAAAAUGAUUAGGGGUAAGAGUGUUCUAGUGGUGUAGGUGCCUGCCGUUCACCUAAGACGCUGUGGGUUUGAUCACAACCAGGGGUACUUUCUUAUGGCCUCUCGAAAUUGACACCAGUACUCAGGUUCAAAGCCAGGAAACAGACUCCGCAGUUAUUUUAUAAGCUAUCAGCUUUCAUCAAUAACAAAAUGAAAUAAAGUAGUAUAAAGUUUAUGAUUCAAAUGUGCACUGAAUAAGAUUAAAAUCCUUGGCUAAACAUGUUUCGAUAAGUAGGUUAAUUUAGGUCAUGUUAACAUGUAAGAAUGUCUUUUUUGUGCCAGCUGAUAAGUAUGAUAUAACAUUUUGUUUGUUCAAUAAUUGACUUCUGAGUCUCCACAAUAUUAUUUUAUGAUUUGUUUUGUUUUGUGUGCUUCUUGUAUUUAAUUUAAAAUUAAAUUUAUAUUUAUUCAAAAUAUCAUUUUUUAAAGGGAUAAAUUACUGUUUUUAAAAAAUUGUAUUCAUUUUUAAGAUAUAUUUAUCAUUAAACAUGGCAAGGUACAUCACAGUCUAUUAAAUUAAUAACAUUUAUAUAUUGUUGUACUGAUAUAUAAUCUCAUCUAUGCUUCGAUGAUCCAAUAGGAUCAUCUUCUCAGUUUUCAAAUUAUUUCACAAUAUUUUUUGAAGUGACACUCUUAUUCAAAAUCAAUACAUACACAGAAUAACAAACAUAAAUUUUGACUGAUAAACCUUUAACUACUUACUAAAUAAUGCAUUUAUGGAAAAUCUUAAUUACUGAUAAUUGGGACCAAUAAUAAACUCCUGCUCCCAGCUGAUAACAAGUUUAUAACCGUGUAUUUAGUAGUUGAAAACGCAAAAAUAUAAAAUGAUUGGUGAAUGCUAAAAGAUUUACUGUGAUAUUCUAUCUUGUCAUAAGGUAGAAAUACCAUUUUUGUACAUGUACAUUUCGUUCAAAUUAAACUCGGUAUCUUUCAUAAGAAACAUUGUUUUCGGCAUUUAUUCAUCCAGUUUGGAAUAUUAAAACAGUAUUAUUAAUUGUGGUAAAUCUUUUUUGGGAGUAAGAGUGCAUCUUUAAGUAGAAAACUGAAAACGUUAACUAAUUUAAUUCUUGUAGCAAAGCAAACGUUAUAUCGUUUAAAAAAUAAACCUUUAAGAAACAUGUUAUGCUAUGCUAUGUUUUAAGUACUUUAAGAGUUGCAAUUUUUACUCUUGUUUGUAAUAGUAACUUUUUUUUCUUUUCUCAAGUUCUAUCGUAUAUGUAAAUUUGAAUUUUUCUCGUUGUUCAAAUGUUUGUUGUUCAUUACUGUCAUCAUUUUAGCUGUCUUAUUUUCGAAGCAAAAAAGAGUCAGAGGUAUUGUCAUAGCCUUGGUGUUGUUGUCCCUGUUGUCCCAUAAUCUGACUUAAAUAACUGUUGAGUUAUGCUCAUUUUUGAGUUAACUUAUAAAAAUUGCUGUCUCUCAAAAACCAAUGUAGAUAUUAAUAUGAUACUUAGCACACUUGUUGCCAGAGACAUUACGCCCAUAGUCAGCAAGGCCCUUGACUCUGACUUAAAUAUUUGUUGAAUUAUGCCCCUUUUUUACUAAACUUAUAACAAUGGCCAUCACUCAUAGCACCAAUGAAGAUAGUCAUAUGGAACUUGGCACUCAUGUUGCCAGGGACAUAACGCACAUGUGCAACAAGACCCAUAACUCUGACUCAAAUAACUGUUGAGCUAUGCCCCUUUUUGACUAAACUUCUGCCAAUGGCCGUAAUAAAGAUAUUCAUACGGAACUUGGUCAGCAAGGCCCAUAACUCUGAUUUGAAUAAUUGUUGAGUUAUGCCGCAUUUUGACAUUUACAAUGUCCGUCACUCAAACACCAAUAAAUAUCUCAUAUGGAACUUGGAACACGUGUUGCCAGAGACGUAACGCACAUGUUCAGCGAGGCUCAUAACUCUGACUUAUAUAAUUGUUGAGUUAUGCCCCUUGUUUACUAAAUUUUUAACAAUGGCCCUCACUCAAACAAAAAUAGAGAUAUUCAUAUGAAACUUGGUACACAUGUUGCCAGAGACAUAACGCACAUUUUCAGCAAGGCCCAUAACUCUGACAUAAAUAAUUGUGAUGUCCCUUUUUGACUAAUAUUAUAACAAUGGCCGUCACUCAAACACGAAUAGAGAUAUUCAUAUGAAACUUGGUACACAUGUUGCCAGAGACAUAACGCACAUGUUCAGCAAGGCCCACAACUCUGACUUAUACAACUGAUGAGUAAUGCCCCUUUUCACUUAUAAAACUACAACAGACAGGUGUUGGCGUUCAGUCCUCGGCGCUCUUUGUUUAUAUGUUUAAUUUACUCCAGGCUGUGAUUUAUUCAAGAAAGUGAUAUUUUGAUAUUUUGUCGUUUUGUAUGGAUGCUGAAGGAAAUCCAUGGACGGAGUUGUGUUCAUUCCAGUUGUUAUGGACUAUGGCUGGCUGUUUUCUUUAAUUUGAAAAUUAUUCAAAUUUUAGGAUAUGAAUGACUUGCUUUAAGUUUGCCACAAUUGUUAUUGUUUUAUGUGUUGUUAAAGUUGAUAUUUCUUGCUCAAUAAAACUCAUUCAAGA